UCGAAUCAAGAUGCAGAGACAACGAAGACAAGCAUGGAUGUUGUUUCAUUUACAUUUACAUCUCCCAUCAAAAUAUCCAUGCCCAAUGUACCUUCCACAAGUCAUGUUGGGGAAACGAGCUGCUACUUUGAUAGUGAUCCUUCCAGAGACAAUAAUCCACUAUUCUCAAAAAGCUCGGGUUUUUCUUCUCUCGGACUUAAUAUAAUCGGUGGGGAUGCUCUGAGUGUUAUUUUGGUGGAAAAACUUGAGAAAUUGACAUAUGGAAUUGAGUCAUCCAAUUGCAAUAUCAUUUUAGAGGAGACCUCAUGUAGUCCUGCAUCCAGUCAGAAAACUUCAGAUAUCUCAUUGGGUACAUUGAUCACUACAUCAAUGGGACAUCACGAAAGACUUCAGGUGGAUCUAGAGAAAGACAUAUCACCUAGCUCCGCUGACUUAAAUCGCUCUUCAAUCGACAGUCCGGAGCUUGUUCGGAGAAGGAAGUGGGAGCUUUCAGAAGAAAUUGAAGAUCGAAAUGCUAGAAGCAGCAGCAGUGAGACUGGCAAAGAAUUAGAUCUUCAACAUCCUAGCCCACUUUCAACUCAUGAACUUACUGCCACGAGCGAUUGUUUCGCUGAUAGUAGAGAUAGUACCAGUGGCAUGAUGCAUUUGGCUCCUGAUGAAGAAGUGUUAAGUUCGUCUCCUGGAAUCGAGUCAUCCCAAAUUGUGGGAGAAAUGGACGGAAAGCUUCCAACUACAACAUCAAAAUCAACAGAUUUUAAAGAGUCGACCAAUUCUGAACUUGAUUAUGUGAAAAUGGUGCUAAAAGACUCUGAGCUAAAAAAGUUCAUAGAAUAUGCAUUGGGUCAGACUGAUAAUAUCAUGACCCUGAAUGCUUUUAAUCAGCUUGGGCAUCAGAACGGAACUGAUGGACAUGGAGAAGAUCACAACAAGGUCGAACUAAAACUUUUACUCGAUUGCGUGCGUGAAUCCCUGAAGUCACGGUACGACCAAGUUUUUGUCGGAAGCUGCAGAGGGUGGGAUAAGUGGGGAGAAUUGAUCCAAAACAAAGGAUGGUUAGCAGAAGAGUUAUACAAAGAGGUAUUGGGUUGGAGAAACAUGGGGAACAUAUUGGUGGUGGACGACCUUGUAGGCAAGAAUAUGAACACAAAGCAUGAGAGAUGGCUUGAUUUUGAUACGGAAGCGUUUGAAGAGGGUUUAGAGGUUGAGAAAACUAUAUUAACUUGCUUACUUGAUGAAUUAGUUUUUGAUUUGUUGCUUUAAGGCCAUCUUAAUCUUAAGAUAUCCCUUUUCUCCU
Molecule: messenger RNA, 1294 nt
Organism: Hibiscus syriacus
Lineage: Eukaryota; Viridiplantae; Streptophyta; Magnoliopsida; Malvales; Malvaceae
Exons: 3
Coding region: 34-1260 (408 amino acids)
Source: RefSeq, a predicted model, not a curated record